This is a messenger RNA of Sycon ciliatum, 8382 nucleotides long. Its product is annotated as ras-associating and dilute domain-containing protein-like. Gene Ontology annotation, biological process: signal transduction. Gene Ontology annotation, molecular function: GTPase binding. The transcript has 17 exons. Lineage: Eukaryota; Metazoa; Porifera; Calcarea; Leucosolenida; Sycettidae. The coding region runs from base 642 to 7226 and encodes 2194 amino acids. The record is from RefSeq and is a predicted model, not a curated record.
CAAUGAAGAAUGAGCUACAUUAUUGUAUCUUGGAGAAGAUUCUCACAUCGACCUAGUGUCCUUCGCUUGCUCCGUGCGCUAGGCGAUAGUGCGACCCUAACACUGAAUUGACCAGAGUAGUAUAUUCUGCCUCCUGGCAUUAGUGUGCUAGUAGCGUAAUACGCGUGUGUGUAUAUGUGUGCUACUGUUUCCAAGUGUGACGCUACAGCUAACAUUACGUCUGAGCUCAACCUCCUCUGUACUGUCUGUAGGACAUCGCGCAAGCAUUGCUAGUGGUGAUUUCAGGUUUCACAGCAACUGUUUCAACGGUGUGUAAAGUUACGUAACGCAACGCAGUGCAGAGUUGGAGAGAUAUUACUCGGACGUGAGCUUUGGGCAAAGUCUCGACACUAAUUUACGACUUUAGUAGAGCAAGUGCAAGUCUGUGGGGUGGUGUGGCGCGAAGGAAUGUCCGUCUUCACCUCCGGCUCGGCGAAGUGUUUUGAUCAAGACCGCAUCAUUCGACACACGUAGAGAGAGACACACACACACGCACAGAGGUCCGCGGGAACACUACAGCCAAUGUGAGUGCCAGUGUAGCAUCGACAUCACACAGCCCGUGCACGUCCACCAGGCACCACCACCACCGCUGCUAAGCCAGAAUGAAAGAAAGCAGCGUGCUGUCCUCGCCAGACAGCCCUGGCAGCUCACGACCUGGCAAUGGUGCUAGCAGUGGACCACAGAACAACGCCAUCACUCUCGCUCUCAGCUGUCCAGAUACUACCAGUAGCAACACAGAGGGUGGUGAUGGUGGUGAUGGUAAUACACAUGUAGGUGGAAGUGGACAUGGACUCAGCAACAGCAGCAACAGCAACAGUAGUCAGACACCAGUACAGAUCGUUCCCAAUGAAGUGAAACAAACAGGAACAGCCUCAGAGGCAGGGGCAACAGGGACGGAGAUGGAGUCACAGCUGACACGACCAGCCUCAUCCUCCAGGUCUUCUCCCCCUGUACAGGCUGUAGCCGCCGCUUCACCGGCUAAGGACGCUGACACUGCUGCUGACACUGCUGCUGCUGCUGCUCCAGUGCGACGCUCUCAGCGUGCCUCCAUGCCGCAGUUGAGUGGCAGGAACGGUGCAGAUCAAGUUGGUGGUAAUGUCACUGGUUGUGUUAGUGGUGCUGCUGCAGGUGGUGGUGGUGGAACAGGGUCUCUGAGAGGUUCCCCGUCAGUUCUACGUCCUCACUCCGUUAGCCUUGCUGCUGCUGCCAGCGCUGCUGUCUUGGAUGGUGCACGGGAGCAGGACGAGCAGCCACGGACGCCGACAGCUAGCAAGAGAAGGACAAGACCACCAAGUGGAGAGGGUAGACGAAGGUCGCUACCACUGGUACAUUCACCGCACGUCAGGGCAUCAUCCCUGGCAACAGGCUCGCCCAGAAUCACUGGCAACAGGCUCAGCCAUAACGGAGGAACUACCAACAGCAGCUCCAGUCCUGGGGUAGCCCAUUGUGCUAAUAACCUUGUACCUGCGCUUGCUGCUGCAACGGCUGGUGUCUCACAGUCCACCUCAAGUCCGGCGUUGAAGCCUCGCGUGACGCCCAAAGCAACGGCACUAGACGGUGAGAGUGAGUGCGAGUGCACGUCGUUUCGUGGCCUAAACCCAGUCCACCAGCGAUCGAGUAGCUAUGGAAACACUGGCCCUGUAGAUUCCCCGAAAGCAGUUUUGAAGGGCUCUAGCUCUGCGGAUGACGUGGUCGUUGUCGUAGCUGACCAACUGCAGGGCCGUGCAGGCGCUGCAUCCGAGCGAGAAAAGACGAAAUUUGAGACUGCAUCAACAGCGCACCCUGCCACGACCAGCAACAGCGAAAGCUCCACGGAAUGCUCACCAAACAGCCGGCGACGAAAAGAGUCAAACUCUCUUGCAACAAUAAGUGGGGCCAGUGCGGCAGCGAAGACUAGUUCAUUGGAUGCGAAAGUCAGGAGCCGACAUCAGCUGGGGGGUAGUGCUGGUGGGGGGCUGUUCGCACAGCGUCGUCAACGCUCGCUGUCAGCUCAAUACUCACCGAGUAGUAGUGGUGGUGGUGGCAGUCCUGCAUUGUCGUGUUCGCCAUCGCGAGGUGACAGUCGCCGACACAGUACCAAUGCUCCUGGUUUACACACGCUAGCACGAACAGCAGCAACAACGCUAGCGCUGCAGCAUCGAGACGGCGUUGAUGAGUCGACACCAAUCAGUGCAACCGUAUCCUCAUCAGCGCGUCAGUCUGCUCAAUCUACGGGAACAAACUGUUUGGCUUCCGAAGAGCGCAGAACAAAAAGUUCAAGAAAUGGAGUUGGCGAGGACGACGGUUUGCAGACGACGGCAGACAGAGAAGCGCUCUACAAAGCCAUCGCAGAGUACAACCAGCGGCGGCAGCAGCUAGGGAUUUUCAAGAUUCAACUCUGUCCGAGUUUGGAGGGUGUGCAUUACGAAGGCGCUCUUCGCUUCUACUACACAUCACCAUCAGGACAAGAGACGGCUAAAGUUGUACGGGUUCAGAACACCACAUCGGCACUGGAUCUGGUGCCGCUGCUGCUGCCCAAGUUCUCCACCUGCAUCGACGAACGUCUGAGAAGCCAUCCUGGCCACUUCUACCUCGCCAUUGUCGAUCGUCACGGGGAGCAUCGUCUUGAGGACGACGAGUACCCGCUGCAGAUCUCGUUCCGCUCGGCAGCCGACGCCCCGCACCGCUAUCUGCUACGGCAGACAGACCCUGUAGAAUGUACUGCUGCCACUGGUAGUGCUGCUGUUACUGCUGCUGCUAGUGCUGCUGGUGGUGGUGGUGGUGGUGGUGGUGACCACCUUGACCAGCUAUCAUCUGCUACUGCUCUCAGUACGGUCGGUAGAGAGAGCACUGCAUCGCUCCUGACCACCGCGACGACUACAACGACUCCCGUGGCAUCGUCGGCAAUUGCCUCUAACGUUGUGACGGCAGCGAAGACGACCUCGCAAGAUUCCCUUGACACGGACAGCACCCUGUUCACCAGCAGCGGCGAAGGUGUACUCGUACCCAGACCUGGCACGACGACGACGUCGGCAGCCCUAGCCCAGCACCGCCAGUCGCUGUCAGUGGAACGAGAGCAGGUUGCCGCGACGAUGAGUACCUUGUCCGUCAUGCCCUCGUCGCUGCCGCUCUCCAGUAGCCCGGUGGGCCGUCGUCCGCUUAGCCUCAGCCAGUCCAGCAUCAAUGCAGACUCUGUGUCGGAUAGCAGCAGUAGUGUGGAUCACCAUGCUGGCAUCAUGCCCGGCGACAAUGCUGGUGGCGCCUACACCGGCACCACUGGGACGAGCAUGCAAUCGCCCGGCCAUGCCACCACCAGCAGUACCAGCAGCACCACGCCGCGCCGUCUCAUACAGACACUGCGACGCAACAUGCGCCGCCAGAGCAGUGCCGGCAACCGGCGCAGUUGGCAUGGCGACGAGGAGCGUCGUCGUAGUAGCGCGUCGGCCGUGAACUCCAUACGGGUGUACACCGGACCGGGCCUGCAAGAGCAGAGCGCUUCAGAUUACAAGACGGUGUUCGCCUCCGACGACACGGUGGCCAGAGAUGUGAUUGAGUCGGUGCUGCAGCGCCUGUUCAUCUACGAUCAGAGCUGUGACGACUUUGUGCUGUACGAGACCAUAGGAGCGCUGGAAUGGUACCACUGCGUGUCCGGCGAUAUCAUAGAAUACAACGAUGGCGUCGCCGACUGGGCUAACGUGGCGCAGCGCUUCACGCCGCGCUACUCUCGGCUGGUGGCGCCCAACGAGUACCCGCAGGUGCUGAUGCGCCUCUGGCAGGUUGACAUGGGCUCGGAGCGGCGCAUGUACGUACACCAUCGCAACGCCGUGCCGCAGUACCGCCUCUCGUCGGGCACUCCGUCACGCAGCUCGUCCCCCCAGGCUCAGCAGCAGCCAGCGGAGGACAGUGGCCGGGCGGUGACGCCGCAGCUGACGUACGUACAGCGCUUCUGCGACUCUCCGUCCAAGCUGCAGUUCACGGGUGUGUACACGGACAACCUCUGCACGCCGUUCCUCGUCACGCUCUCGUGCUCCCAGCCGGAGAAGAACCUCCUCGUGUACCCUUUGAUCGACAAGGUAACGUCCAUUGGUCAGCUAGCGACCGGCACCAGUGUGAGCAUAGCGCUGGCUGGGUAUGAUCUGCUGCCUCUCCACUGUACGAUACGCUGUACGGAGGUCAGUAGGAACAGUAGUAGUUCGCUGAACGCCGCCAAGAUGCAGGACCGGCGCGAUAUCUUCUCGCUGGACGCGGCCAAGGAGGCUCACGUGGCAGUGAAUGGCGCACCGGUGUCCGGCAUGCUGGUGUUGCGAGAUGGAGAUCUACUGCACCUGGCCACGUCUCACGUCUUCGUCUUCCGCGACCCGUCACAGCCGCUGUCGCUGAGCAACGGCUGGAAGUGGUUGCCGCAGCCAGACUUCACCUCAGCUGCCGGCAGUCUGUCCACCACGACCGACAUCACCAGCGGCUCUAUGCAUACUGCAUCGUUGGCCGAUGACCCGUCCUCGCAAACCAGCGAGGCGACACCAUCAACAUCAUCGUCGCAACGUUCGGCACGAGUCAUCACGACAUCAUCAUCAUCAGCAUCGUCACGCAAAUCUGUGAGCCUAUCGACGGUCUCCAUCGGUUCUGACCCACAGCAUCAGCAGGGUGGCAGCACACCCUCUUCGCCGUCCGACAGUCUGACUCGCACUAUGCCGCUAGUGUUCAGUGGCAUCCAACAGGAAGAUGUCUUUGUGCAGCUGACGCUGACUACUGCAGACGUCAGCUCACUACCUAAUCCCUUAUCUCCAUCCGCAGCCAUUAUCCUGGCACUAGUGAGGUUCAACCCAGCGACAACGGCGACAGCAGGAGCAGAGCAGGAUGCAGUAGCGGCGAGCGGCAAGUCUUCUCUGUCCACGGCGAGAAAGCAGUACCUGAAGCGGUUUCUAGGCAAGGCGUGUGAAGCGCUGCAGGGCGUAGUGUGGCAAACAGCGGCGAUAUUGGACGACCACAAGGCACAUCUGACACUUGACACUGACCCCAUGCACUUGCUCAACACCAUGUCACAUGACCUGCAAGAGCUGAGCGCGUGGAUGGCCAACGUUCUGGAGAUCGCUAACUGCGCACGCAGGCUGCUGCGCAAUCUUGGCGUCAACCCGGCUUCCGCGUCCACAAACGCUUCACUGUCCUCUCUCAGCGGUGGCACAGCACUGGACUCUGCCGAAGCUGCACUCGAUCAAGAGCUAUCGGAGUCCCUGACGGCACUGCAGGAUAUUGUGAUCUACGCGUUUCAGCAGGUCCUCUAUCCAGUCACAAAGCUUCUGUACAUGGUGUUGCCGGCAGUACUGGACGAGAAUCCGUUUGAGUUCAUGCACCGCGGGACGGGCGAUUCCGGCGAUCAGAAAGCCACCAGCAUCAGUGGUAGCAAGAGUCAUGGGCAUGGCUUCACGGCCAGCCACUCCACUUCAUCGGACAGCGGUCUGGGACGCAGCGUCAGCGGCAGUGACCAUAGCAGCAUGUCCGAUAUCGACUCCACCUCGCCCACUGGCAAGCGCGGCAGUGGUGCUAGUGCUGGUGCUGGCGGUGGAGAUUGUGGAAGUGAUGGCGGCGGGAAUGACUCUAAGCACAACGAUGGCCGGAGCACCACCACGUCUGCUGCUCACAAAGACAGUCAAGUCAAGCGGUUGACUGACAUCCUCCAGUUAGUACUGGAUCUACUGGGUCAGAGUCAGCUUCACCCAAACAUUACUCUGCAGCUCUUGUCCAAUAUCUUCUUCUUCACCAACGCGUCGCUGUUCAACACUCUGAUGGACGAAGGGGCCGGUGACCGGUUUUACCGCUGGAACAAGGGUAUUCAGAUUCGCACCAAUCUAGACAUACUGGAGACAUGGGCAUCACAGCAAGGUGUCACCAAGGAAGCUAUUCGUCAUCUACAACAGCUGUCAGCCGCAGCUGAUCUGCUUGCAUCGCCAAAGCAGGCCUUGCUUCAGACAUCAUGGUCACAGUUGCGUGCCGAGCACAAGUCGCUGACACCAGCUCAGUUACAUCGUCUGUUACAACACUAUCAACUCGGUGCCAACCAUCGACGUCCUAUUGGCUGGCUGCCGCUGUCUUCAGAGAUGGCUAGUGCACAGGAUGUGGACGAUGUACUGGUCAGCUUUGCCUCGCAUCCUCCAUUGCGUAUCCCGACCGGUAACUACAUCUUCAGCUUACAGUCCGUACCACCGGUUGUGGGCAUCACCGACUUCAUGGCCUCUCUCUGCCGACAGAUGGCUGAUGCAGGUUAUCCCUUGUCCAAAGACAGCGGCAGAUCACUGUCUACUUCAAAGACGGACCUCGACUCAAACCUGCCAGUCUCUUCAUCACCAACUAACGUCACAAGCAGCUCCGGUGACGAAUCACGCCGUCCCGUUGCCAUAGUUUCCCCUCAGCUCCCGUCUCCACAGUCGGGCGGUGGAACAUCAUCAUUGUCAACAUCGGUGGAGUCCACGGCGAAGACGACUGUUCUUGAUGACGUCUGCCUGGAAGACGUUGAUAGUGCUUCCUAUGGUCUAGCUGCUAUUGCGGAAGCUGAUGAGGAGGAUGGCACACCGCAAGUCUUACGACGUCAUCGACGUCAGCAGCCAGCAUCCACCGGUAGUAAAGAGGACCAGCAAUCACGUGCAGCAGGAGCAGCCAGUGCAACAUCUCCAGCAGGCACCACCGCCAACCCAAGCAGUGGGGGUGACGUAGACUCCACAACAGCAACUGCAGGGAAUGCACCAGCAGCAGCAGCAGGCUCGGUGGUAGUGACUGCAGGCGCAUCACGCGGUCGUUGGUCCUCACCGCCGUCCAGUCUCACCACCUCCCCGACAUCCACACUGAACAGAAACAUAUCACGGUCGACACAGGCUCUGCACUCCGAGCUAGUGGACACCGACAGUACGGACGAGUUUGUAGUGGUCAACCUGAAGAAGACAGACUCCGGUAGCAUCGGAAUGGGACUGAUUGAUGGAACACUAAUGGGCGCAGCUCCUGGCCUGUACAUCUCCUCUCUUGUUCCCGGUUACCCAGCAGCAGAGAGUGGCAAGUUACGCGAAGGUGAUAAGCUACUGGCCAUCAACAGUUGCAACCUGAGUCGCGCAUCACAAUCCCAAGCGUACGAUGUCUUGAAGUCCACGUCACGCCGUGUGACGAUACUUGCCAUACGAGAUGCCGCGGCGGCCGAAAUGAUAGUAGCCUCUAGCUGCUGACCCUGGGUAUUGAUAGCUGCUGAUACUGGGUCUUGAUGUGAACACUUGAGCCGUACCCUCUGUUACAAACCCUAGACUAUACAGAGGCAUUGUGCCUUCGACUGCUAGAUUACUUGAUGCCGGUGACCGGCAGAGUGCAGUACACAAGAGGUACACACCGGAAAGUAGGUCUUGACUAGCCCUUGAUUUUAAGUAACAUGCAGACGGCCAUAGCAUGCAGACGACCAUAGCAUGCAGACGGCCAUAGCAUGCAGACGACCAUAGCAUGCAGACGGCCAUAGCAUGCAGACGACCAUAGCAUGCAGACGGCCAUAGCAUGCAGACGGCCAUAGCAUGCAGACGGCCAUAGCAUGCAGACGGCCAUAGCAUGCAGACGGCCAUAGCAUGCAGGCGGCCAUAGCAUGCAUAUCAGUCACACUAGAGUAGUGCAGUAGCUCGAGUUGAUAAUUCGUUGCAUUCCGUGACACGACUGUCCGCAUAGCCUGCAUAUAUCGCAGCAGCCUUUCGCAAGCGCUUUGCUCUGCUCUGCAUGUGGGAGGCCGUCGAAUAGCACAAUAGCCGUGCAUGUAACCUUAUGCGUGUGCGGGUCACCGUCGCAAACGGUCGCCUGUGAGAGAAUGUAUCGCUCUUGAUGCUGCCCAUAUAUCCAGCAGCACAGACCUUCAGCUAGCCUAGUGCCUGUAGAUGUCUUUCUUGGCACUGCAUGUGCAUGCAUUUGCAUGCAUGUGUGCAUGUGUAACCAUAGCCGUUUAGCUGCAGCUGGCCUUUUCCAGCGUGUACAGUGGCUGCAUGAGAUGUUGAGAGAGCCGCCGGAGACCAGAAAGAGAUAAAUAUCCAGUCCUAUUAUUAUUAUUAUUGCUCACACAGUAAGUUAGUUCCAUAGCUGCCACCACCACUGCCACUGCUUGAGCCACUCCAUGCUCCUUGCUUCUUCUUUUUUAUCCAUUUGGACACCAUGCCUUAUCCUCUGAGCACUCUCUAGCAUCGCCAUGGAUACUUUCUAGUAUACCAUGGAGAUGUUCUAGCAUCACCAUGGAGAUGUUCUAGUAUCACCAUGGAGUAUUGCUAGCCUCACCAUGGAUGCCUGUAUAAUUAUUAUGCUAGCGGAGCACUGCACAUGUACGCUCCACAGCUCAGAGCCAUAUUUUGUAAAUGA